This is a messenger RNA of Lagenorhynchus albirostris (white-beaked dolphin), 1971 nucleotides long. RefSeq names its product keratin, type I microfibrillar 48 kDa, component 8C-1-like. Gene Ontology annotation, molecular function: structural molecule activity. The transcript has 12 exons. Lineage: Eukaryota; Metazoa; Chordata; Mammalia; Artiodactyla; Delphinidae. The record is from RefSeq and is a predicted model, not a curated record.
AUGCCUUACAGCUGCUCCCUGCCCAGCCUGAGCUGCAGCUCCAGUUGCUUCUCCCGGCCCUGUGUGCCCCCCAGCUGCCACGGCUCCACCCUGCCCGGGUCCUGCAACAUCCCCGUCAACGUGGGCAACAGCGGCUGCUUCUGUGAGGGCUCCUUCAACGGCAACGGGAAGGAGACCAUGCAGUUCCUGAACGGCCGGCUGGCCAGCUACCUGGAGAAGGUGCACCAGCUGGAGCGGGACAGCGCGGAGCUGGAGAGCCGCAUCCGGGAGCAGAGCCAGCAACAAGAUCCCCUUGUGUGCCCCGACUACCAGUCCCACUUCCGGACCAUCGAGGAGCUCCAGCAGAAGAUCCUUUGCACCAAGGCAGAGAACACUAGGCUGGUAGUGCAGAUUGACAAUGCCAAGCUGGCCGCAGAUGGCUUCAGGACUAAGUAUGAGAUGGAGCUGGGCUUGCGGCAGCUGGUGGAGUCGGACAUGAAUGACCUGCGUAGGAUCCUGGAUGAGCUGACCCUGUGCAAGUCCGACCUGGAGGUCCAGGUGGAGUCCUUGAAGGAGGAGCUGCUCUGCCUCAAGAGCAACCACGAGGAGGAAGCCAACUCCCUGCGGAGACAGCUUGGAGACCGCCUUAAUGUGGAGGUGGAUGCCGUCCCCACCGUGGACCUGAACAAUGUGCUCAACGAGACCAGGUCUCACUACGAGGCCCUGGUGGAGAGCAACCGCAGGGACGUGCAGGAAUGGUUCACCAGGCAGACCGAGGAGCUGAACGGGCAGGUGGUGUCCAGCUUGGAGCAGCUGCAGUCCUACCAGGCGGAGAUCACUGAGCAGAGACGCACGGUCCAUGCUCUGGAGGUGGAGCUGCAGACCCAGCACAACCUGAGAGACUCUCUGGAGAACACCCUGACGGAGGUGGAGGCCCGCUACAGCGCCCAGCUGGCCCAGGUCCAGUGCCUGAUCAGCAACGUGGAGUCCCAGCUGGCGGAGAUCAGGAGGGACCUGGAGCGGCAGAACCAGGAGUACCGGGUGCUGCUGGAUGUCCGGGCCCGGCUGGAGUGUGAGAUCAACACGUACCGGGAGCUGCUGGAGAGCGAGGACUGCAAGCUGCCCUGCAACCCCUGCGCCACGACCAAUGCAUGUGGUAAGACCAUCAUGCCCUGUGACUCCAGUGCCUGCACCCCCUGCGCUCCUGCUGCCCGCUUCUCGCCCUGUGUCCCCCGCCCCCACUGCGGGCCCUGCAACUCCUAUACAUCCGGUCACCUCACUCCCUCCAUCACCAUGCCUUACAGCUGCUCCCUGCCCAGCCUGAGCUGCAGCUCCAGUUGCUUCUCCCGGCCCUGUGUGCCCCCCAGCUGCCACGGCUCCACUCUGCCCGGGUCCUGCAACAUCCCCGUCAACGUGGGCAACAGCGGCUGCUUCUGUGAGGGCUCCUUCAAUGGCAACGAGAAGGAGACCAUGCGGUUCCCGAACGACCGGCUGUCCAGCUACCUGGAGAAGGUGCGGCAGCCGAAGCGGGACAGCGCGGAGCUGGAGAGCCGCAUCCGGGAGCAGAGCCAGCAACAAGAUCCCCUUGUGUGCCCCGACUACCAGUCCCACUUCCGGACCAUCGAGGAGCUCCAGCAGAAGGAGCUUCGGUAUGAGACAGAGGUGUCCUUGAGGCAGCUGGUGGAGGCAGAUCUGAACAGUCUGAGCAGGAUCCUGGAUGAGCUGACCCUGUGCAAGUCUGACCUGGAGGCCCAGGUGGAGUCCCUGAAGGAGGAGCUGAUCUGCCUCAAUUUACAAAAGGGCAAACUGAGUUUUCUGGGCAUCUGGAGCAAGAAUACACACCGCCUGGCUCUUGCCUUUUUCCUACACAUUGUGGCGCAUAAGGCCAGCGAGGUGGCCAAUGGCACUCCAAAGAUCAAGGUCAUCAUACAGGAGAGCAUCAAUGGAAGAAUAAUUCUUUCUCAAGUGAAUGAGAUCUAAAAGUACGCGUGA